GCCCCAGCGAGCCAGGCUGAGGUUUGCCUGUGGAGCAGGCAGCACCUCCUGCCCAGGGACCUGGCCUGAGCAGCACCUGCAGCUCCCAGCUGCAGCCCGGAGCCGCUGCCCCGCACAGAGGUCACCGAGGGGACUGGUGGAGGCUCCCGGCUCUGGCAUUGGGAAAUAUGACAGCAGAAGUGAAUGCUCGUUAACAUAAGGGAUUUACUGAAGAAGAAAGACAAAAUGCCUUUCAAAGGGCUUGGUUCACUGAAAGAAAGAUUUUUUAACCCAGGAAAGGAAGAGGUGAAGAACACCAUUAGUGACUCGCUGGGGAAUCUGAGAAGGAAGAUCGAUGGCACCAACGUGGAGGAGGAGACCCUUGAGCUGACAGCGGAGGGGCAGCCCGUGGCGGCGAGCAGCCGCCGGCCCGCGCUGUGCGAGUGCUACUGCUGCGGCCUGCCCAAGCGCUACAUCAUCGCCAUCAUGAGCGGCCUGGGCUUCUGCAUCUCCUUCGGCAUCAGGUGCAACCUGGGCGUGGCCAUCGUGGAGAUGGUCAACAACAACACUGUCUAUGUUGAUGGAAAGCCAGAGCUGCGGACAGCCCAAUUCAACUGGGAUCCAGAGACUGUAGGACUCAUUCAUGGCUCUUUUUUCUGGGGUUACAUUGUGACACAAAUUCCAGGAGGGUUCAUCUCAAACAAAUUGGCUGCUAACAGGGUAUUUGGCGCAGCUAUCUUUCUAACAUCCACACUGAACAUGAUCAUUCCUUCUGCAGCAAGAGUGCAUUAUGGCUGUGUGAUGUUUGUAAGGAUUCUUCAAGGUUUGGUGGAGGGCGUCACGUACCCAGCCUGCCAUGGGAUGUGGAGUAAAUGGGCCCCACCGCUGGAGAGAAGCAGGCUGGCUACCACUUCAUUCUGUGGCUCUUACGCAGGUGCGGUGGUGGCCAUGCCCCUGGCAGGUGUGCUGGUACAGUACAUAGGAUGGUCAUCAGUCUUUUAUAUUUAUGGAAUGUUCGGGAUUGUUUGGUAUGUGUUUUGGCUGCUUCACGCCUAUGAGAGCCCCGCUGUGCAUCCAACAAUAACCAAUGAAGAAAGGAUAUAUAUAGAAACAAGUAUAGGAGAAGGAGCCAGCCUAGCUAAUGCAAGUAAAUUUAGUACUCCAUGGAAGAGAUUUUUCACUUCAAUGCCGGUUUAUGCAAUCAUUGUGGCAAACUUCUGCAGAAGCUGGACCUUCUAUUUGCUCCUUAUAAGUCAGCCUGCUUACUUUGAAGAAGUCUUUGGAUUUGCAAUAAGCAAGGUUGGCCUUUUGUCUGCAGUUCCUCACAUGGUCAUGACAAUCAUUGUGCCCAUCGGAGGGCAACUAGCUGACUUCUUACGGAGCAGGAAGAUCUUAACCACUACCACUGUAAGGAAGGUCAUGAACUGUGGAGGCUUUGGGAUGGAAGCAACCUUGCUUUUGGUGGUUGGUUAUUCUCACACAAAAGGUGUGGCUAUUUCCUUUCUGGUGCUAGCAGUAGGCUUCAGUGGCUUUGCAAUUUCAGGCUUCAAUGUGAAUCACUUGGACAUAGCUCCUCGUUAUGCCAGCAUUCUGAUGGGGAUCUCCAAUGGCGUGGGGACGCUGUCGGGAAUGGUGUGCCCACUCAUUGUUGGUGCAAUGACAAAACAUAAGACCCGUGAAGAAUGGCAGAACGUCUUUCUGAUUGCAGCCCUGGUGCAUUACAGUGGUGUGAUAUUCUACGCUAUCUUUGCCUCGGGGGAGAAGCAGGAAUGGGCUGACCCCGAAAACCUCAGUGAAGAGAAAUGUGGCAUAAUUGAUCAGGAUGAACUGGCAGAAGAAACAGAGAUGAACAAUGAAACUUUUGUAAGUCCAAAGAAAACAUAUGGUGCUACCAGUCAAAAUAGUGAAGUACAGAGAAGGGAAUGGAGGAAGCAAAAACAAGUAACUCAAGACACGGAGGAACAGACUUCUUACCAUUAUGAAAAUGGAAAUUUUCAAGAUUUGUCUUAACACUUGAAACUGUAAUAUUUGUAUAGCAGCUACUCCCAUGACUCCUGCCUAGUGCCCCAAAUCAUCAGGUAUUCACAUUUAUUGUCUUAUUCAAUUACAUAACAUCUGGCCACAUGGCUAGAUUUGAGGGGUGAUAGUUCCCUCUCCAUGGUGUGUAAGAAGGCUAACGACAAUAGGACUGGGAUAAGCGAUCCUGAAUCCUCUCCCAGCCAUUAUAUCACCUUUGGAGAGCUUCUGUGCCAGUUAGAUGACCAGCCCUGGCAGGGCUUCUGCUUUAUGCAAGUUGUAGAACCUACUGUAGGAGCAAGGAGUUCCCUCAUCAUCUCCUUCUGAACAGAGAAAGGACAAGUGAGACCAGAUGGUGGCUCCACGGUGAUCUGUGUAAUCCCUGGGUCUCCAGUGGUGCCACAGUCUGUGGUGAGCAGACCUGCUUUGCCUUUUUAGGUUUCCUGUAGGGUGGCAUUUGAACUGCUUAAUCCAUGCCAAACCACAAGUUCAUGCUGAAAGAACUGAGCAGAGGGAAAAGUAGAUUUAUGACAGUAGGCUGUAAUUAAUUACUAAUAGUCACUCAACAAGGGGAAGAGGAACAUGUGGCAGAGGUGGCACAGGAUUUGUUCAACAGUUCCUACAAACUGAUUGGCAGAUAUCUUUAUAUGCACACCCCACAGAGUAUGGAUAAGACCAUAAAAUGGAUACUUGUAAAAUUUCUCCCCCUCCAAAGAUUUUGUGCUGGCAUGAAAUAAUUUUGAAUACAAAAUCAUCGUUAGUGAUGCAAUAUUAAUAAUCCUUAUGAAAGGAAAUCUUAGCCCUGUUUUGAUUAGGAUUCUCACUCAAUUCAUUGUGAAGUAAUUUGAAUAUAUUUUUCUAGUAUUACACUGAUAAAGUUCCUGCUCUCAACACCAACAGUCCUCGUUUAGGUGAAUGAGCUUACUUACAGGAGUAUUUAGUUCUGUAUCUGUAACUUUUCAAUGCCUCAGUCUUGUUCUUGCUAUGAAUGAAGCACUGUACCAUUUGAGAUUUAACAGGGCACCCAUGUAUAAAAGUCAUUAUCCUCUGGCAUUGGUGUACAUUUGACAGUAUAAAGUGGGUUUAGCCUUUUUCUACCAUUUUUAGAACCAAACAGUGGAGCAUGCCGUAUCAUCUCAGUUAGCUGCAACUCAGAGACUCAUUGUGGCAUUAAUACUCUUUUCAGAAUGGAUAAUUUCAGUAAGAUGUGAUUUAAUUUGUCUCUCAUUAUGACUACUGCCUCAUUAAACUCAAGUGAAAGCUAUCUUGUCUAGCCUACGCUAUGCUUUGUGAUGUUUCAGUAUUAUUGUUCUCAUGUACCACGUGCAGCCACUGUGAUGCACACAAGAUUUUAACAUUUCUCAGUUGCAUUUUGCUGUUUUAUUGAAGUGCAAUUGAAUAGCAUGAGUGCAAUUACACUUGCACAUUCAUUUGAAUCCAUGGAUGAUUUAUCUUCUCCACAAACACUUAUGUUGGGAAAUUAGCUAUUCUCUGUUCAUGACUCUUGUGUCUCUUCUACUCAGCAAAAUCCAAUCUGCAACUGUAUAUCAGUAAGAAGGAAAGUGAGUAGAAUGCCUAAUUUGAACACAGUGAAGACUUUUUAUAUGAGCAGAUAAUUUAAUGAAAGGGGUAGUUUUAUGGUGCAGCUCAAUCCUGCUUAAAAAAAGCCCUACAUUUUAUUAAUAAGCCACUCCAAAAAAUUUGUCACUUUAUGCUGCUAAGUCAGAAAAUAAUAAUUUUUAAAAUUCAAAAACUCAUGUUAGACUAGAAUCCCUUCUUUCACUACUGAUAUUUACAACAAGUGCAAGAAAAUAUUGCUUUCAGGUGAUAGUCAGAUUUUGGGGAUUUAAUUGGCAGGAACUUGGGUCAAAUAUUCUCAUUAGUCUAUCACAAUAGCAGGACCAGCUGCUGUCAAACUAUUUUGCAACAUUCACUAUAAUUUACAAAAGAAAGAGGUCCACCACUUUGCAGAUGUGCAGAGCAAACAGCUUCUUCCUCUCUCUCCAGUAAUGUAACAUUCAUAUAGCUGCUACAGGAAGUCUAAUAUGAAAAACCAUAUUAUGAAAGGAUUCAAUAUAAGAAUCUGUAUAAGUAUAAUCUGAGGGAGAAAAGAGAAGACCAGACAAUGUAUUACUCUAGAAAUAGUAACAUUUGCUUGGAAGCAGCAUCAUUUUUCCAGUAAUGAUGAAGGGUAACUUUCCUGUUGUUAAGAGGAAUAAAAAGGGAGUGAAUGCUGUUGUUAUGACAGAAUAAUAAGCAUCCCAACAGUUUGGGGAAUGGCCAGCUGGCCCACGAGAGCUUGGCUGCCUCUCUGGUGAGUGUAGCUGCUAUUUUUUCCUGUUGCAGAUGCACCACAGCUGUCACAAGUGACAAGCCACAGCUCAGUUUAGCAGGAUCAUUUUGUAGCCACAAACAGACUGCACUGAUUUAAUUCAGUGGAAGUUUGACUUCAGUGGACAUUUGAGCAUUUUUAAUACAUUAAAAUAAAAAGUCUAAAAACAUCUGGAAAACUUCUGCAUUAAAAACCCCUUUCUUUUUUGUCUGAAUUUAGCUGUCUAUUAACCCAAUAUAUCAACUCUUACCAGUUAAAAUUACAUACGCAGUGCUUUUUCAGGCACUCACAGUGAGAUGUUUGGGCUUUCUCCCUUUCCUUUUCAUUUGUUUAAAUAUUUCAGGUGCAUUGCAUGAAGUGUAAACAUCAGCACUGACUGGAAACUAGGUUUUUUUUUUUUCCUGGAAAUCUCUGUGCUUAAUCAACUCUUUGAUUUACACAGUGGUUUCCACAAUCCUGUAUGACAAAGAAUAAAGACAACCUAUUGAGAACAAACUGACUUUGUAGCUUCAGUUUUGCUGGAUGUUUCUAUCUGCAACAUGCUUCAGUAGAAUUUUCUUGUGGAGUCUAAGGAGAUAUGGUCACUGAGGAUGUUUUUCCUACAAAAUGACUUAAAAUAUGUCAGAAUUUGGAACAUUUAAACAAUCAGGGAAACUGGUAUAUCCCACUCAGACUUCUGAAAAGCCAUGUCUCAGGUGGUAGUAGAUGUGAAUAAUUCAAAUGACAUUUUCUGUGGAGAAAUAGUAGCUUGAUUACACUUCAUUUAUCACAUUGUUUGAAUAUUUUUCUGUCCCCACUUCCAAAAUAACUUUUGCAUAUUUUGAAAUAUGGCAGUGCUCAUACAAGUCAGAGUUUGAUUUGGAAAUGGCUUUCUGAUUGCAGAAGGAAGCAAAAUGUACUUUACACUGGAAUUAAGAUUUCAAGUAGGCCAGAGGAAGCUUCAACUCUCCUUAAGUUGAAAUGGCAGAGUAGUCAACAAGAAUGCAUUCAAGUCUUAGGAGAAAAAAAAGCAGUACAGUAAGUCCCAGGAAUGUUGUUCAGUGUUGUUGUCUACUGAUCUUUCUUAACAAAGAAAGCUGUAGCUUUUAUUUCUUUGACAGCUUAUAUUUUUUAGGCACUACCAGUAGAUAUUUAAUGAUAAUUAAUACUCAUCUUAUAUUUUUGUAAGAGUUAAACAAAAAUGUCCCUUUUAUGGAACAUUUAAUGACAGAAAAUUAAUGACAGAAAUUAAUGACAGAAAUGAUGAAAAAAUCACCUGAGUAGGAAUUUCUCCAGGGAAAUAAUCUCAUAGUCCAAAAGAAUGUACAGACUUUGGAGUGAAAUAUAUAACAAGGGCAUCCAGAUGUUGAUAAAAUGCCAGGAGGAGCCUCAUGUGUAACAUAAUGAACUGAAAGCAGGAAGGUAAAAAUUAACUGAAGGUCAUGCAAAAUGUGUUAAGGCUUCACGAGUAUGUUUCUGACUGACUUCUUUUGACAGUUACAGAGAUCUGUAAGUUUAGUUAUUAUUUUAAGGAAAAUUUUGCAAAAUACCAGAUUUGUUAUCUUAUUUUUCUCUUUAUUUUCCAUUGAAGGUCUUAAGUUUAGACUGCUAUUUAAUAACUAGUAUUUUAAGAGAGAAGAGUAUUUCUUGCAAUUUAAAGAGUAGAAAGGGGACUAGAGAAAAAGAGAAAGCAAAUUGCUGCCACAAAGCCAUGCAGACAGAAGGCUGAGGAUGGAUAAGAAAUCAAAUUUCAAAUCCUGGAAAUAGAACUUGGAGUUCUCUAGAUUUUUGAGUUAAAAACCUACAGGAUAUGUGCCAUGAUCUAAUAUUCUGCAUCAUCCUAGGGUCCCAGGAAUUCACUCAGGUCCCCUGUCAAAGCUUAAGUCUCAUGAAAUCAAGAAUAAAUGGAGAGAUUAAAAACUCCUCAUUCUUAUGUCUUCCAAAUAUUGGAUUAGAUAAUACUGCUGGAAAGGUAACAUUAUUCAUACAGCUCUAUGUGUCCAUGCAGAAGACAGGCUUCCUACUAAAAAUGCUUUCAACUACUUACAUACCGGUAUCAGUUAUUUCUUAACUUCCAUUUGAUAGCAGUGUUUAGCUGUGACAGAAGAAAAUGUCCCUUUUUUUAUCUCAACUUGUUUGGUUUUGUGUUUAUUCUACUUAUUUUUACAGCUGUUCUGCAUGCAAAAUUACAUAAGUAAAGAAGAAAAUUUAUGUAAGAAAUGUUGUAAGAUUGUACUUCUUCAUGCUGAACUACCUAUAGCAUAAUAAGAGCCAAAACAUUUUUUCCACAGAAUAUUUGGAUAUUUUAGUCUUGAUCACAAUAAAAGCUUGACCUGUUUAUUUUGUUGUCUCUGUCCCAUGCUGUCCUGUACUGCCCCUCAAUUUAAUUACUGUAUUGGAUAUCUACAGUAGCUAACAGACUAAAUUUGUUUAUGUAUAAACAUAUUUAUCUGCUCAAUAAAGUCAG
Molecule: messenger RNA, 6773 nt
Organism: Motacilla alba alba
Lineage: Eukaryota; Metazoa; Chordata; Aves; Passeriformes; Motacillidae
Gene: SLC17A8
Product: solute carrier family 17 member 8
Exons: 13
Coding region: 184-1989 (601 amino acids)
Biological process (GO): synaptic transmission, glutamatergic; neurotransmitter loading into synaptic vesicle; regulation of synapse structure or activity
Cellular component (GO): synaptic vesicle membrane; excitatory synapse
Molecular function (GO): L-glutamate transmembrane transporter activity; neurotransmitter transmembrane transporter activity
Source: RefSeq, a predicted model, not a curated record